Molecule: messenger RNA, 1468 nt
Organism: Momordica charantia (bitter melon)
Lineage: Eukaryota; Viridiplantae; Streptophyta; Magnoliopsida; Cucurbitales; Cucurbitaceae
Gene: HB-12
Product: homeobox 12
Biological process (GO): positive regulation of DNA-templated transcription
Cellular component (GO): nucleus
Molecular function (GO): DNA-binding transcription factor activity, RNA polymerase II-specific; sequence-specific DNA binding
Source: RefSeq, a predicted model, not a curated record
AUAUUAGAGUUAUUCCAAAUCAUACGCUCUCGCAACACCUAGUUUUGAAAUAAAUCCUUCGUGGAGACCAAACUGAAUCUUGAUCAGCAUGCUAAAUGAUGAGGCCGAAUAUUCUCCUCCAGCAUCCAUGGCAGAGGCUUUGGCCACGAGAAAGAAGAGCAUGAACAGAAGGAGGUUCAGCGAAGAACAGAUCAAAUCACUGGAGUCAAUUUUCGAGUCUGAGUCACGGCUUGAACCCAGAAAGAAGUUGCAGCUGGCCGGAGAGCUGGGACUGCACCCGCGCCAGGUUGCAAUAUGGUUUCAGAACAAGAGAGCUAGAUGGAAGUCAAAGCAGCUUGAACGAGACUACACCCUUCUACGAGCUAAUUACAACAAUUUGGCUUCCCGGUUUGAAGCUCUCAAGAAGGAAAAGCAAGCUUUGAAUAUACAGUUUCAGAAGCUAAAUGAUCUCGUGCAGAGGUCCAUGGAGGAAACUGAAAGUUGCAGGGGGGGUCUCUCCGUAGAAACCAUUGAUGGAAAAUCUGAAAACGGCCACAGAGUCAAGUAUGAGUCUGAAGUAAAACCUAGUGUGUCAGCUGAGGAACUCGAGAAAUCAGAACAUGAACUAGAGGUUCUUUCCAACUAUGGUAGUGGCAUAAAGGAAGACUAUAUUGGAUUGGAAGAGCCUCAGCUCAGGGAACCUGCUCAAGGCUCCUUGACAUCAUCAACACCAAAUUGGAACAAUUUAGACUCUGAGGGUCUUUUCAGUCAGUCCAAUACCAGCGGCCAAUGGUGGGACUUCUGGUCUUGAAAAGUAAAAGCACUCAAAGAAAGUAUAGAGGAAAUGUAAACAAAUAAAAUUCCUAUUUCUAAUAGAUCAUCCUAGAAAUGAUUUCAGCUCACAGGACGAGGAAAUUUUCAGAAAAUAUGGCUUCUAUCAAGUUAAAAAAGGAUAGCAAUGGCUCUGAAGUAGAUGGUUCAAGCACUGAUGCUCCAAAUUCACCAUAACUGCAGAUGGAAGUCAGAAAAUGUUGUGUGUAUAACCGAAAAAUUCGAUGAGCAACUCUAGGAAAUAGCGAACCUACAAAGAGUGGUGCCUUGGAAAACUGAAACAAUUUGCUCAGCUUCAUAUGCAGACAAGGAUGCAGUCUGGAUUGUUUCCUGUGUACGAGUUUUUCUUCUUGUUCCCGUUUUUCUGUCUGGUUGGUUUAGUUAUGCUCUAGUUCUCAUUUUACACAAAAACAAUCUCAGAUUUUUCGUGCUCCUUUAGCAUCGUGUCAUCUGACAAAAAAUUUAAUCCAUCAUAUAAAGAAAUCGAAGGAAUAAUGUCAGUAAAAGAGAUUUUUAAUGCUCGAAAUUUAAAUAAUGGAGAUUAGUCCUCUGCUGAGAGUAGCUAAAGUCUGUCCAUCUUUUUGAUCGGAGAAUCUUCCAGAGAUCUUUUGAUCAUGUAAAUGAAUCAAGUAAUAGCAAGUAAUUUAACUUAUCUUCA